Lentinula edodes (shiitake mushroom) is the source of this 378-nucleotide messenger RNA. RefSeq lists its product as uncharacterized. The transcript has 2 exons. NCBI's taxonomy places the organism in Eukaryota, Fungi, Basidiomycota, Agaricomycetes, Agaricales, Omphalotaceae. Bases 31 to 354 code for a protein of 107 amino acids. The record is from RefSeq and is a predicted model, not a curated record.
AAUGCGUUAUUCCAAAGUCGAUGUAACAUCAUGAUUAUAAAGCAUAGAUUGAACGGGCGCCUGUUGGUCUCCGUUACCUCCGUUACCCUCCGUUCUAGCGCUUCGACAUACUUACGGACAAUCUACAGCAGAUACAGAUACAACUCGUAUAGAAAUACCAGGAAGUAUCUCACCGUUCUCCUAUCAAUGAUGUUGGCUCCGUGCAUCAACGGCACGCAAGGGCACGCAUCAGUCGGAAUGGGUCCCGGCUGUUUUCAAAGGGGACCUCCUUCAAAUCUCUCUCUUUCGGCUUUUCAGGUUGGAAGCAAGGGGAUGCAAGCCGCAAGAUGCGUUUUUCUGAGAAAGGCAGCUUGAGGGAGAUAGAUAGAUACGGGCGCG